AUUACACUUAAGACGCAGAAGCACGACUCUUCAGCUCCCUUUUCUUCUCUCUGUUUGUUUUUAUACGAACUUAUAUAUACGAUGAAUUUAUGAUUGUUUCUAAUGAUAAGAUCAGACAUUGAAUGUUGAAAGAUGUGUUUCGGGCAUUUAAUCACCAACCCAAAACCAUCUCCAACACCGAUACUACCUUCUCCUGCUAUUCAUUUCCGAGAUUGUCGCAAGUUUGGAUUCACCUCAAGACGCUCCUCACUACCCAAAUUGCGUUUCAAGUUUGUCGUCCAAGCUCUCGGCGAUAGAUGGAAAUUAACCGAUAUCGAUAGAAAUGCAGUUCAAGAAAGAUUAAACCUAUGGCUUGUAAAGACUCAGAGCUUUUUGAAUGGAGUUGCUUCUCCCAUUGUAAAACCUGGGCAGGUUAGAAAGCCUGAUAUCAAAAAUGCAAUAGAUACUCAAGAAAUUGAAGAAAUCUUUAUGGCAGAGCAAACUAUUGACAGUAGAACACCAAAUGGAAAUCUUUCAUUAGCUGCUAUUGUUUCCAUUGAGCAGUUUAGCAGGAUGAAUGGAUUGACUGGGAGGAAAAUGCAGAAAAUAUUUGAAGCACUUGUUCCCGAAUCUGUACAAAAUGAUGCCCGCAAUUUAGUGGAGUAUUGUUGCUUCAGGUUCCUGUCAAGAGAUAGUUCUGAUAUUCAUCCUUGCUUGAAGGAGCCUGCAUUCCAGAAGCUUCUUUUCUUAACCAUGAUUGCAUGGGAGCAUCCUUACAGUGAAGGUGUUGUUUCACAUGUCAAUACUUCAGGGAGUGCUUCCUUGCAGGGAAAGCUUGUAGGAGAAAAGGCUUUUAUCCGUAUUGCUCCAGCCAUUGCUGGUGUGGCUGAUAGGUCAACGGUACAUAAUCUUUUCAAGGCACUUUCUGGAGGAGAACAGGGGAUCUCUUUAAGCCUGUGGAUCAUGUAUAUUGAAGAACUUCUUAAGGUUCAUGAUGGGCGGAAAUCAUAUCAGGCUCGAGAAGCAUCUCUACUCUCUGAUGAGCAAGUCUUAUGCAUUGGUUCUAGCAGUAAACGACCUGUUCUAAAAUGGGAGAAUAGCAUGGCUUGGCCCGGAAAGCUUACCUUGACAGAUAAAGCACUUUAUUUUGAGGCAGUUGGCCUGAAGAGUCAGAAAGAGGCUAUUAGAUUGGAUCUUACAAGACAUGGUUCGCGGGUAGAGAAAGCAAAAGUUGGACCUUUGGGAUCUGGGCUUUUUGACUCUGCAGUCUCUAUUUCAUCUGGUCCCGAAUCUGAAACCUGGGUGCUGGAGUUUGUUGACUUUGGUGGUGAGAUGAGACGAGAUGUAUGGCAUGCUUUUAUAAGUGAAAUUAUUUCUUUGUAUGAAUUUAUAAGUGAAUAUGGAGCAGGGGAUGAUGAUCAAUCAACAUGUCAUGUAUAUGGCGCUCAGAAAGGGAAUACAAGAGCUACAACUAGUGCUAUUAACAGUAUUGCCAGACUGCAGGCCCUUCAGUUUAUUCGGAAGUUAUCAGAGGAUCCUGCUAAGCUUGUUCAAUUUGCAUACUUGAGAAAUGCACCUUAUGGUGAUGUGGUUUACCAGGCUUUAGCUGUAAACUUUUGGGGUGGGCCAUUGGUUACAAAAUUUGCAGAGGCAGACUAUGUAACUGCUCAAGGAAAAAGACCUUCAGAUGAAGUUUCUGGAAGCAAUAUUCAUGUCUUUGACAUAGAUGGAAGUGUGUUCUUGCGGAAGUGGAUGAGAUCUCAAUCUUGGGCAACUAAUGCAUCAGUUACUUUCUGGAAAAACUCUUCAGUAAGACAAGGCCUGAUUUUGAGUAAAAAUCUUGUUGUGUCUGAUUCAUGUCUUGUAGAAAGGGCAGCAGUAAUUUGCAAAGAGAAAAGUAAGGUAAUUGAGAAAACACAAGCAACAAUAGAUGCCGCAACACUCAAAGGGAUCCCUAGCAACAUUGACCUUUUCAAGGAACUUAUGCUUCCAUUGGCGGUUGUUGCCAGCAAUUUUCAAAAGCUUAGACGUUGGGAAGAGCCACAUUUGACAGUGUCCUUUCUUGCGCUUGCCUAUACCAUAAUCUUUAGAAACUUGCUGUCAUAUGCAUUACCAGUGGCAUUGAUAAUUCUAGCAGCUGUCAUGCUAUUAUUAAAGGGGCUUAAAGAGCAAGGUCGUCUUGGAAGAUCUUUUGGGAAAGUUACAAUUCACGAUCAGCCACCUUCAAACACUAUUCAAAAGAUCAUAGCCGUAAAAGAAGCCAUGCUUGACUUGGAAAAUUACCUCCAGAAUCUGAAUGUUGCUCUUCUAAAAAUCCGUACAAUUGUUCUAUCAGGUCAACCCCAGACAACAACUGAGGUUUCUCUGGUGCUAUUAUCUGCUGCAAUUAUUCUCCUAGUCAUCCCUUUCCGCUAUAUCCUUGCAUUUUUACUUCUUGAUUUGUUCACACGGGAGCUUGAGUUCCGUAAAGAAAUGGUAACGAGGUUCAUGAGCUUCUUGAAGGAACGUUGGGAUACUAUACCUGCAGCCCCUGUGGUUGUAUUACCAUUUGAGAGUGGUAAAGUUGGCUCUGUUAAUUCAAGUAAGUCACUUAAACACAAAGGGCAAUCAGAUAGAGUAAACAGCACUGAAAAAUCCAGACAAACUUAAUUGUAUGAUAUUUUUAUGUAUCAUAUGCAUUGUUUUAUAGUAAUGAAAAGCAUUGUUUCCAGUUUUCUGGCUAUA
Nelumbo nucifera (sacred lotus) is the source of this 2703-nucleotide messenger RNA. RefSeq lists its product as uncharacterized. Lineage: Eukaryota; Viridiplantae; Streptophyta; Magnoliopsida; Proteales; Nelumbonaceae. The record is from RefSeq and is a predicted model, not a curated record.